UACGCGGUGACGUCAGGCGCCGACGCACCUGUCGGCCCUGCUCUCGCGGCUCCUGUCGGCUUCGUGGGGUCGGGUGGGUCGGGCCGGGGUCCGGAACCGCAGCCCUCCCCGGCGGUGCAUUGAAGCCCGCAGCCGGAGUCGGGCCGGGUGAUGAGGAGUGCUGGGUGGCUGGCCGCUCCUGUUCCUUCUGGAGUUGGAGCAUGGCUGCAGCUGUAGUGCCUCCGGAGGGAGAAAAUCAGACAGCUAAAUGGAGUCUGAGCAGCUGUUCCAUAGAGGCUACUAUAGAAACAGCUACAACAGUAUAACCAGUGCGAGUAGUGAUGAGGAGCUUUUAGAUGGAGCAGGUGUGAUUAUGGACUUUCAGACUUCUGAAGAUGACAAUUUGUUAGAUGGGGAUACAGCAGUUGGAACUCAUUACACGAUGACAAACGGAGGCAGCAUCAACAGUUCCACACACUUACUGGACCUUCUGGAUGAGCCAAUUCCAGGUGUUGGUACAUAUGAUGAUUUCCAUACUAUUGAUUGGGUGCGUGAGAAAUGUAAGGACAGAGAAAGGCAUCGACGGAUCAAUAGCAAAAAGAAAGAAUCAGCAUGGGAAAUGACAAAAAGUUUGUAUGAUGCAUGGUCAGGAUGGCUGGUAGUAACACUGACAGGACUGGCAUCAGGGGCAUUGGCUGGACUGAUAGACAUUGCUGCCGAUUGGAUGACCGACCUUAAGGAGGGCAUCUGCCUGAGUGCUCUGUGGUACAACCACGAGCAGUGCUGCUGGGGGUCCAAUGAAACAACAUUUGAGGAGAGGGAUAAAUGUCCACAGUGGAAAACAUGGGCAGAAUUAAUCAUAGGUCAAGCCGAGGGUCCUGGCUCAUACAUCAUGAACUACAUAAUGUACAUAUUCUGGGCCUUGAGUUUUGCCUUCCUUGCCGUUUCCCUGGUAAAGGUGUUUGCUCCGUAUGCCUGUGGCUCUGGGAUCCCAGAGAUUAAAACCAUUUUGAGUGGAUUCAUCAUCAGAGGUUACUUGGGAAAAUGGACUUUAAUGAUUAAAACCAUCACAUUAGUGCUGGCUGUAGCAUCAGGUUUGAGUUUAGGAAAAGAAGGGCCCUUGGUACAUGUUGCCUGUUGCUGUGGAAAUAUCUUUUCCUACCUCUUUCCGAAGUACAGCACAAACGAAGCUAAAAAAAGAGAGGUGCUAUCAGCUGCCUCAGCCGCAGGUGUCUCAGUAGCUUUCGGUGCACCGAUUGGAGGAGUUCUUUUCAGCCUGGAAGAGGUUAGCUAUUAUUUCCCUCUGAAAACUCUAUGGAGAUCAUUUUUUGCUGCUCUAGUGGCUGCAUUUGUUUUGAGAUCCAUCAAUCCAUUUGGUAACAGCCGUCUGGUCCUUUUUUACGUGGAGUAUCAUACACCAUGGUACCUCUUUGAACUGUUUCCCUUUAUUCUCCUCGGGGUAUUUGGGGGGCUGUGGGGAGCCUUUUUCAUUAGAGCAAACAUUGCCUGGUGUCGUCGACGCAAGUCCACCAAGUUCGGCAAGUACCCUGUUCUUGAGGUCAUUGUCGUCGCAGCCGUCACUGCGGUCAUAGCCUUUCCUAACCCCUACACGAGGCUCAAUACCAGUGAGCUGAUCAAGGAGCUUUUCACAGACUGUGGUCCCCUGGAGUCCUCGUCCCUUUGUGACUACAGAAAUGACAUGAAUGCCAGCAAGAUCGUCGAUGACAUUCCUGACCGCCCAGCGGGCCUUGGUGUGUAUUCAGCUAUAUGGCAGUUAUGCUUGGCACUCAUAUUCAAAAUCAUAAUGACAGUCUUCACUUUUGGUAUCAAGGUCCCGUCCGGCUUGUUCAUCCCCAGCAUGGCCAUUGGCGCCAUCGCCGGCCGCAUCGUGGGCAUUGCGGUGGAGCAGCUGGCUUACUAUCACCACGACUGGUUCAUCUUCAAGGAGUGGUGUGAGGUUGGGGCCGACUGCAUCACCCCUGGCCUCUAUGCCAUGGUCGGCGCCGCCGCCUGCUUAGGUGGUGUGACAAGGAUGACCGUCUCCCUGGUGGUUAUUGUUUUUGAGCUUACUGGAGGCUUGGAAUAUAUUGUCCCCCUUAUGGCUGCAGUAAUGACCAGCAAGUGGGUUGGAGAUGCCUUUGGGAGGGAAGGCAUUUAUGAAGCUCACAUACGGCUAAAUGGAUACCCUUUUUUGGAUGCAAAAGAAGAGUUCACUCAUACCACCCUGGCUGCCGACGUCAUGAGACCUCGGAGGAGUGACCCCCCGCUGGCGGUCCUGACCCAGGACAAUAUGACGGUGGACGACAUCGAGAACAUGAUCAACGAGACCAGCUACAACGGCUUUCCUGUCAUAAUGUCCAAAGAGUCCCAGCGAUUAGUGGGGUUUGCCCUCAGAAGAGACCUGACGAUCGCAAUAGAAAGCGCCAGGAAAAAGCAGGAGGGCAUCGUGGGCAGCUCCCGAGUGUGCUUUGCGCAGCACACACCGUCACUCCCGGCGGAGAGCCCGAGACCGCUGAAGCUGCGCAGCAUCCUGGACAUGAGCCCGUUCACGGUCACCGACCACACGCCCAUGGAGAUCGUGGUGGACAUCUUCCGCAAGCUGGGCCUCCGGCAGUGCCUCGUCACCCACAACGGGACCGUCCUGGGGAUCAUCACCAGGAAGAACAUGCUGGCCCACCUGGAGGAGCUGACACUGCGCACCGAGCCCCUGGCGCCUCCUUGGUAUUAUAACAAAAAAAGACAUCCUCCGUCAUAUGGCCCAGACGGCAAACCAAGACCCCGCGUCAAUAAUGUUCAACUGAGCCCCGAGGCGGAGGAGGAGGAGGAGGCUGAGGAGGAGGCCUGCCUGCUGACCAGCACAGCUCCUUAACCCCGGGGGGUCACCGGCUCUCUUCUCCCUCAGGGAAAAGGAAAUUUAAAAGCUGGGCUUUUGCAGUGUGGUUUGCAAAGAAUGCUGGUGGAAUGGAGGAGUUGUUGGGGAGGGAAAGGAGAGAGAGAAUGAAACGAGGGAGGCAGCGGUCAUCUCAGCCUGCGAUGGAUGCAGUGGCCUGGACGGGCCUGGCCUCGCCUCCAGCAGCGGACCUGCGCCGCCGCCGGGCCCUGUGUCCGGAGGAUUCCUCUGCAUCGAGCCAUCUCUAAGACUGCAAGGUCUUGCCCUUUUUUUAUCAAAACUGUUGUGUUUAACUCAUGAAUUGUAUAGUUAAAGCAUUACCUUUCUACAUUCCAGAUGAGCUUUUGUUCUCCCUCUCUUUAUCCCUCUCUCCCCCUCUCCCUCGCUCGCUGUAACAAAGCCUCUUUAAGUUGUGCACCUUUGGAAGCAGGCCUUUCUCAUAUUGAGAUGUGCUGUGGUUUGACUGAGGUUGCAUCACAGGAGGGAGUGUUUCCUGUGCCCUGAGCCGUGUAGUUGUGGUGUCAUGAGGUGCAUGGAGCAGUCACAUGCACCAGCGCAAGGUUGGGGAUGGAAAUCGCUCACCUGUGCACCGAGGUUCAGAAUCAACUGAAAUGUUUUGCCUUUUUUUUUUUUUUUUCUUUUUCCCGCUCUGACUUCAUGGAUAAUGUGACCUGGUCUUAUGCAAAUUUUCUAUUUCUAAAACUGCUAUGAUACACAAGUACUGUUGAGCGUAAGGAAACAGAUGCUGCUGCUUUGACAGUAAAGAGAAGGAAUACUCUGUUUAGCUGUACCUGGUUUGAACUGCAUGUUUAAACACUGGAAUUUUCUUUUUCUUGAAAUUAGAUCAGUCUUUUUUUUUUCUCCCUCAAGGUAUUUUACUGCUGACACUGAAGAAGAAAUGUAAUUCAUAACUUGCACUAAAUGUAUAUUUCUUUCUUAAAAAUUUACCAUUCUUAUUUAUAUUUUUAUGGAUUAAAAUUUAUAAAAUACAGAUCAGUUAAUAUCGCACUUAAAUAAUUUUACCUUUUUAAUGUGAUUUUUAUAGACUAAUUCAGACUAGAGAUAUGGAGCUAGGAAUCAAGUUUACAGUAGGAGCAAGGAUUUGAGCUGUGGGUGUGGUUUCUUGUCUGUGAUCAGACGGUGCAGAAACGCCUCUGACCUUGCACUGUCGCCCCAGGGGGUCUUCUGACCUGUCCAUUCUGACUCAUUAACUGGAAAAUGGAAACACUACACAUCAUUUUACAGAUUAAAACCAAAAGUUGGUGUUAACCUUAAAAAGAAAAAUCAAAUGAAAACAAUGGCGUUGCGGAGGUGGCAGCUAAAAUGUUCUCUGAACUGGCCCUGUGUUCUUGGUCACACCCUGUGUCCUGGGAUAUUUGAAUCCAUAGUGCAGUUUUCUGCAGGGUGAGUUGAAAAUGUCCUGGGAUGAGUUUGGAUUUUUUGGUUAUGGAAAUAUCUGUCUUAAUCAUGGUCUUAAUUAAUUCACUAUUAUUGGCAAAGGCAGUUUACUUGAAAGAGUGGCCUAAAAAUUCUGGAUUAUGCAUUUUUGGAGGAGGAAAAUUGCCUGCAGACAGACAUUUUCUGAAACACAACUGGCAGUGAGCUGCUUUUACACCUUGGAAGUGCUUCUUCCCUUCCUAGUUGUUAAUAAUAAUAUAUCUGUAAGAUCUGGGAGGUCACAGAUCUUUACCGUCUUGACGAUUCAUAAGAUCAUGAAGCCAUAUUAGAAUGAUGGUGGAAAGGGGGGGCGGAAUCCUUGGCAUUUGGCAACGCGUUCUGAGUGUUGCUCUGCCCACAGUUAGUAUUUUGUGCCUGUUCCCUGGCGCCUGGAGGCAAGUCCUCACUGAGCGGGGGCUCCUAGGCUCUGCCCUUGACUCUCUCUUCAGGCCUUUUUGCGUCACCUGUCCUGCUGCAGAGGCUGGCAUCCUGGGGGACAUGGCUUCUCCCGGUGCAUCUUCCUGCUGAGACGUGGGAGGCGGUGUGUUCUCUGAGCUCUUGCUGUCUCUGUCGCUCUUUCCACUUUUUCUCCUGCUGCGUCGAGGUGUGUCUGCUUUCCAGCCGCAUGGGAUGUGCAGGAUGUGUGCGGCUGGCUGACCUAGUAGGGCCAGGAGCCGCGUUGGAGUCCCCUUCCUGAGGAGUGCGACGAGAACGGGCACAGGUGUCGGCAUCUCCUGAUUCAGCUUUGCUUUCCCUUCGUUCAUGAAGAAUGCUGAGUUCGUUAAUCUGUGAUGUUGCCUAGAGCUGUAUUUAUGUUUUUAUUUAUACUAGUGUAGUAAAGCUGCAUAUCAUUACAGUAAAAGUGGUUACUGUGAUGAGUCAAUCAGAGAACCUAUUAAAACCUGUAUGACAA
Molecule: messenger RNA, 5219 nt
Organism: Sus scrofa (pig)
Lineage: Eukaryota; Metazoa; Chordata; Mammalia; Artiodactyla; Suidae
Gene: CLCN3
Product: chloride voltage-gated channel 3
Biological process (GO): chloride transport; transmembrane transport
Cellular component (GO): Golgi apparatus; plasma membrane; early endosome
Molecular function (GO): chloride:proton antiporter activity; voltage-gated chloride channel activity
Source: RefSeq, a predicted model, not a curated record